UUGCGAGUUUACUUCCUGUACCCUAAAACAGCAGAAUAAAAUUAAAUGGAAAGAAAAGACAGUCAGAAAGUUAACUUGCUCUUAUCCAAGAGAAGCCAUUCCUACCUCCUGAGUAGAGGAAACAAAACAAGUAAGAAUGUGACAAACCGAAGUGUGAAGAGACCUAUUAAUAGCAACAGAUUAAUUAAGAUGAACUCGGAUAAAAGAGACCUCAACAGACCGUAUAUUAUAUUUGAAAAUGGGAUCAAUAUAACUCCAAAAGGAUUGGUGGAUUCAGAAUAUUCAAGUCGGGAAUUGGGUGUCAAUUACACGAAGCCCCAGCCUCAGAUGCCUCUUGGACGGACGAAGCUGUUGGAGCUGAAAUCCAUCGAUUCACAAAACUCCGCUCGGUCUCUCGCCAGCUUGGCCAGUAUCUCGAGGUUCUCUAUGAGGAGGAGCGUAGCGAGCCAACCAUCCGUCAACUUUAGUCUAACAAGUACCGACAUUUUAAGUAACAUUUCCUUUCUCACGACAUUGGAACUCAGUGAUCAGGAGGAAGAUCAACUAACGGAACGAGCUCCUUCCAUGUUUCUGCUGAGAGAAGAUCCACCAGAUACAUUUUUAAAACCAGACUACCACUUCAAAAUUGAAUUGAUGGAAACAAACACUUUAUUACUCCUCCACCUACCGUCUCAGUCAGACCAGUUGGAUACUGAUAAUGGAAAGGAAAUAUUGGAAUCCAACGAAAUGUAUGACAAAUCGCUGGAUAAAAUUCGAGCUCUUUCAGACAUAGCUGUCCAAACCAACAUAACAUUUAAGAAACAUAGAAAACAGUAUAAACCACGAAACGGCCGACGCAAUGCCGCGGCCUUUGCUUCAACCUGGGAUAUUUACGACACAUACGAGCGGCUAGGAUUGAAAAGCGAACGAGAAUCAAUGAUGAACUUGACUUCGAGAGCAGAAGGAAGAGUGGACAAGAUAAUAGUAUCAGACGAACAGAAAGAGUACGAAAGCGUCUUCGAUUUCUGUGGCCAAAUAUUUAACAGACGUUUUUUGAACGCUUUAAUGAUUGUAGAAAGACUAGUAACAAAGGAGUUAUAUCGCCCGAGCCAGCUUCUAUAUCAGGGCCUCUUAGUUCAAGACCCUUUUUUUGAGGGAAUCAAAUACAACUACACUCUCACCCACCUAUGGACCUUCUAUUGCAAUAUUAUCCAUAAAAGAUGUGUCACUUCGAUGUGUUGGAACGAAAAAGACAAAAACAUCAUCGCUGUCGGUUAUGGAAAAUUUAAAUUUUCGACAAAGUGUGAUGGUUUGGUUUGUAUCUGGAACAUCAAAUGUCCGAGUACUCCCGAGAGGUGGUACGAAUUUCCCCGUGAUCCGGUAACGUUUGUGACGUUCAGCAACAGUCGAUGGCACAUACUCGCCGUAACCUUCUACAGUGGCGCUGUGCUCCUCAUUGACAUUGUGGCUCGAUCUCUUUUGGUCAAGGCAAACAACCGUCACUUCCCUCUCUACUACCCGGUACGACAGGCUCGCUGGUUCCCUCAAGAGCAAAAGAAUACCGUUCUCAUAACAUGCGGUAAAGGCGGACGGGUAUACCGUUAUAAAAAGAGCGAGUUUUUCCUCAGCAAAAAGAUAAUGACGUUGGGACGUCCACACGGCAAGAUACACGGGAUCGAGGAGCCCAGGAAGUGCUUCGCGAGAAGUGUGAUAGCUAGCAGACAACCGGCAGCCGAGGUGUUGGUCCGGCAUCCCACAGAUCCUCAGGUGUAUCUCGUGGGUAGUACAGAGGGAUGUGUGUACGUAUGUUGCGUCCAUCACCGACACGACUACCAAGACGUCUUCGUCGCACACAAUGGCCCUAUCUAUAACAUUCAGUUCAACCCGUUCUGUAGCAAAGUGUUCCUCACAUGCGGGGCCGACUGGUGCAUCAGGAUAUGGGCGGAGUCAGUCUAUCAGCCUCUUAUAACUCUGGAGAGCGGCAUGACGGCGGUGCAAGAUGCACUCUGGAGCCCGCUGCAUUCUACAGUGAUAGUGAGCAUAACAGGGACAUUCGUGGAAUUGUGGGACAUUCGUCGGAGGAUAUCUAAGCCCAUGUCUUCCGUACGAACUCCUUCUGCGUCGCACAACAAUGUUCUACAUUUUUCAGCGAACGAGUUCAACAUCUGUAUCGGGGACGCGGAUGGUAACGUUCACGUAAUGGCAAUGGCAGAGAUGCCCUUCAGUCCCAGCUACCAAGAAGGCGUGCUGGUGGAUGCGAUCCACGCGGCGCUCACUGCGAGACCUGACGUGCUCGACACCCUACGUAAACUCGGCCCGCCGUUUUUAAAUACGGCACGAAUGGACGACUACAUGACCAAGCUGUACCGUAAGCUCAACAGAUUGCAUGAGACUGUCUGAAGUGUGUUCGAAUAUAAUAAAUACAUUGGGUAUGUUUUAUUAAUUGGGGUAUACAUUAUUUACUAUGUUACUUCGUCGAUUUCUUGAUAUUUCUUCACUUUCGAGUCAUUGAUUGUCCCUUGUAAAAUAUCUACGGAUGUUGGUUGUGUGGACUUAUUAGAAAAUCGUUGGCUACUUUCUCAUAUUGGAAGGAGACAUAACGACAGGAAUCACGUCUUUUUGUGCCCUUUUGGAAAUCCUUUGAUAGCGAAUACCAUAUGCCACAUGAGACUUAAGGCACACGGAAAAACUAAAUGUGUUGACAUUGAUUUCAAUCAUGUCGAUGGAGUGUUUACUAAAACAUUGGUAUUAAAAACGGAGGAUUAAAAUAAUUGUUGUA
Molecule: messenger RNA, 2758 nt
Organism: Macrosteles quadrilineatus (aster leafhopper)
Lineage: Eukaryota; Metazoa; Arthropoda; Insecta; Hemiptera; Cicadellidae
Product: dynein axonemal intermediate chain 4-like
Exons: 1
Coding region: 46-2379 (777 amino acids)
Biological process (GO): cilium movement
Cellular component (GO): axonemal dynein complex
Molecular function (GO): dynein light chain binding; dynein heavy chain binding
Source: RefSeq, a predicted model, not a curated record